GGUGAGCUGCAGAAUGCUAACCGCGGUGCUUCUCAUUGGACAGACGGGGACAGGUCAUCCGACGAGGACCUGGACGGGGACUCCGGGGACGUGGACCUGCCGGCGAACAGAGAUGACUUCAGGGUGUCGUGUGCGAAGGAGAUGGCUCUGCUGGCUCUGAUGGAGAAGACGGGAUACAACAUGGUGCAGGAGAACGGCCAGAGGAAGUACGGCGGCCCGCCGCCAGGUUGGGAGGGGCCGGCGCCGCCGCGGGGCUGCGAGGUCUUCGUGGGGAAGAUCCCCAGAGACAUGUUCGAGGACGAGCUGGUGCCGCUGUUCGAGAAGGCCGGCAAGAUCUACGAGUUCCGCCUCAUGAUGGAGUUCAGCGGAGAGAACCGCGGCUACGCCUUCGUCAUGUACACCAACAGAGAAGCGGCUCAGCGGGCCAUCCAGAUGCUGGACAACUGUGAGGUCCGACCCGGGAAGUUCAUCGGCGUCUGCGUGAGUCUGGACAACUGCCGCCUCUUCAUCGGCUCCAUCCCCAAAGACAAGAAGAAGGAGGAGAUCAUGGAGGAGAUGAAGAAGGUGACGGACGGCGUGGUGGACGUCAUCGUCUACCCCAGCUCUAUGGAUAAGAGCCGCAACCGAGGCUUCGCCUUCGUGGAGUAAGAGGUCCCACAAGGCGGGACUGCCAUUGCCCGCAGGACGCUCAUACCCGGAACCUUCCAGCUGUGGGGCCACUCCAUCCAGGUGGACUGGGCGGAGCCGGAGAAGGAUGUGGAUGAGGAGGUGAUGCAACGUGUUCGGGUCCUCUACGUGCGUAACCUGAUGAUGGACACGACGGAGGAAACGCUCCACCGGGAGUUCUCCAGCUUCAAACCCGGCUCCGUGGAGCGCGUCAAGAAGCUCACCGACUACGCCUUCAUCCACUACCGCAGCCGCAGCGACGCCAUCGCCGCCCUCACCCUGAUGAACGGCGCCCAGAUCGACGGCGCCACCGUGGAGGUCACCCUGGCCAAGCCGGCCGGGAUCAAGGACGGGAGCGCCGCCGGGCGGAGGUACAACACCAGGGGUUACCUGGGAAACACGGCCGCGGGGGGCAUCGGCGACGGCCACUGCUCGCUCAGAGCCACGCCCCUGCAGACUCGCUUGGGAAACCCCUAUUACAACGGAGGAGAGGACCCGGAGCGCUUCAUGUUCCCCCUGCUGCCCUGCACCCCCCUGACGCCCAUCAGUCUGCUCGCCCUGAAGCAGAGCCAGAUCGGCUCGGCCGUCAGCCUGCUGGAGUACCACUGCCACAAGAACUGCUGGUCUCCACCCGAGUACCACCUGUACUCCACCCCAGGACAGGACGGGAAACUGCUGCUCAUCUACAAGGUGGUGCUGCCGUCCACGCGAGCCACCUACAUCCCUGAUAAGCUGUGUGUGCUGCUGGACGACGCCAAGGAGCUGGCUGCCCAGACCACACUGUGGAACCUGGAUUCGUCCAUCCUGACCGGAGCUUCCUUUGAUUCUCCCAGCAGCCUCUCUCCGCCGCUCGCCAUGUCGCCGUCCGACUGCAGCCCCAGCCUCCUGAGCUGCGGCGGCCGCACCUUCACGCCCUGCCUGCCCGCUCCUCCUCCUCCGCCGCCGUCGCCCUUCCCCAUCUCCCCCCUGCCCUCUCUCUCCGCCUUCUCCCCCGCUGCGUCUCAAGCCCAGCGGCUCUACUUCAACUCCCAGUCUCCGUUCUACUGACGGUGAGGCUAAAACUCUCCACACUUCACUUAUCUCACCUCAAGCUAAUGUGUUUUCACAUCCGUCUGUAAAAAAUGGAAACGAGAUUAUUUUUGUUAAGCUACGUUCUCAGAGCAGGUCUUUAUGUUUGGG
Xiphophorus hellerii (green swordtail) is the source of this 1845-nucleotide messenger RNA. RefSeq names its product probable RNA-binding protein 46. Gene Ontology annotation, molecular function: RNA binding. The record is from RefSeq and is a predicted model, not a curated record. NCBI's taxonomy places the organism in Eukaryota, Metazoa, Chordata, Actinopteri, Cyprinodontiformes, Poeciliidae.